Solanum lycopersicum (tomato) is the source of this 1317-nucleotide messenger RNA. The record is from RefSeq and is a predicted model, not a curated record. Lineage: Eukaryota; Viridiplantae; Streptophyta; Magnoliopsida; Solanales; Solanaceae.
AUGGAGGUGUACCUUUUUUUCAAUUGGAAAAAAGCUAGCUUUAUGAUGGCUCCUUGGUGUGAUGUUCCUGCAGAACUUGUUGAAAGAAUCAGUAAAUUUGUGGAGAGUCAUAUUGAUAUCCUUCGAAUUCGUGCAGUAUGCAGUUCAUGGCGUUCAACACUUUCUCCUGAUUUUAAAAUCCCCAAAUCUGAGUUUCCCAUCAAAUUACCCUACGAACCGCCUUUUCCCCACCAACCCAUGUUAUGUACAACUGAUUUCAAAUCACAUUUUUAUUUAAUCGAAAGCAGUGUUUAUCUUAUCCAACUUCCUCAUCCUCCUCACACAGGCUGGUUGGUCAAGAUUCUACAAACAGGACCUGGAAAAUUUAAGAUUUUGAAUCCUCUAACCAUCAGAGUGAUGGAUAAUUUGCCUGAUACGACGAAAUUGAAUUUUCUAGAUUUUCGUGUUUCUCAAGUUUGUAAAUUCUAUCAUGUGCAUUGGGACUUAAACUAUUACAUACAUUGUAUGCUAGGAUAUGAAUUAUUUAAUAAAGCCUUGCCUAUUUGGAAUGAUCAAACCAAUCAGUUUUCUAUAAUGGCUACUAUUGAUCACUUAUUGUGUGUUAAAUCAGGGGAUAACAAAUGGACUACCUUGAAACAUCCCACUCAUAGUAAGAUUGUCGAUAUUAUUGUUUAUAAGGGGAAUUUUUAUGUUGUUGAUACUUAUGGACAGACCAUAAUGUAUGAUUCCUCUUUGUCUAACGAUCACACCAUCGUAUCUUCCACAUUAAAGGUGUUUAACGAAUGGGGUACUAAGAAACGACUAAUCGAAUCAGGUGGGGAGUUGUUUCUGGUUGAUAUGCUUUUAGAUACUGAUGUUAAGACAAAGUGGCAUGUGCAUACAUUGGGUGAUCAAAUUUUCUUUGCUGGUGAUGACUGUUGUUUCUCUGUUUCUUCAUCAAAUUUUGGUGAUCACUACUGCAGAGAAAACUGUAUUUACUAUGUGAACGGAGGUAUAAUUGUGGAUAGGAAAUGUUAUCCGUCAAAGUACUAUGCAUACGACUUUGAAGAUCAUUUGGUAUCUGGUCUUAGCGAAGAAGUGAAACUUAGAUAUGAAGGAUUAGAUGGUCAUCACACAGGUAUCUUUAGCUUACGAGAUGGUAAACUUGGUUCAUUGUUAUCCUUCAUCGAAUAUGCAGAUAUUUUCUGGCCACCACCAUCUUGGAUUUUUACUACUGACGAUCAUCAGGCAGAGUUUUGGCACUUUGUAAUUGAUGAUAGACAUGUAAGGUCGUUUAAUGACACGCCCUACAUGAAGAAGGUUCCGUUUCACAGGUGA